Messenger RNA from Cuscuta epithymum, 311 nucleotides. The record is from the annotation of a GenBank genome assembly. Lineage: Eukaryota; Viridiplantae; Streptophyta; Magnoliopsida; Solanales; Convolvulaceae.
CUGGAUUUGGAUGGGAUCCAAUCACAAAGAAAUUCACAGCCUCAGAAGAAGUGUGGUCUGAUUAUUUAAAGUCAAAUCCAUUACAUGGACACCUUCGAUCAGAUGCAUUUCCGGACUAUGAUGACUUGAGGAUUGCGGUAGAAAACGGAACAGCCACAGGAUUGGGCUCGAUUGGUUUCGGUGAAGCCAACACGGAGGCUACAAUAUUAGGAGCACAAGAAGAUGACAUUGAUGGCAUAGAGGGGCUAUCUUUUGAUCCAGAUACCAACACUUUUGUACAAAGUGAAAAUAUGUCAUCACCCCAAAAUACC